Molecule: messenger RNA, 25227 nt
Organism: Gadus morhua (Atlantic cod)
Lineage: Eukaryota; Metazoa; Chordata; Actinopteri; Gadiformes; Gadidae
Gene: dst
Product: dystonin
Exons: 96
Coding region: 316-24375 (8019 amino acids)
Biological process (GO): hemidesmosome assembly; wound healing; intermediate filament cytoskeleton organization
Cellular component (GO): hemidesmosome; cytoplasm; intermediate filament
Molecular function (GO): calcium ion binding; structural molecule activity; microtubule binding
Source: RefSeq, a predicted model, not a curated record
UGGGGGAGAGAGAGAGAGAGAGUGGGGGAGAGAGAGAGAGAGAGAGAUCCAGAGAGUGAGUGCUGACUGCGUUUCUAAGAGAGGACGGAAAACAAACCAGGAAAGCCCAGACACUGUCCGGUUUUCCAAGAGCGUGUGGUUAAAAUAUGUGCUCGACCGGUUGCCUGACUCUCGCUGGAUCCGUUCUUGUUGCGAGGUAAACAGAGAAGGGACACGGGUGCGCGGGACAUGUAAACGUGGCUCCACCGGGUACCAGGUGAAGCUUCGGCGUGCCGCGAGUCCUGUCUCCUUUGAGCCAGCGUAUGGACGUCCAACAUGGGCAACAACGCGUGUGGCUGCGUGCGGUCCCCCAAAGAGGAUUACUACGUGGACCCCAGGAAGGCUCCCCUCGUCCCCAGCGGACAGAAAGAGCACCAGGGACGCCGCUAUUUCCAGAGGAAGAAGAGGAAAUCGGAGGUCCUUCAGCCUGGGGAGGAACCCCCAUCGCCCGCCGCGGUGGACCCCACGGAUGGUCCGGAGCUCCGGCCCGCCACCGACGACCGCCCUGCAGAGGGUCCACUCCCAGGCGGGGUCAGGACCUCGGCCAAGGAGCCGGUUAGAGACCAGCUAGGCGGCGCCGGCGUCGGAGGUGUCCGCGUCGCGGAGCCCCGUACUGAAUCAGGCUCUGGGGCGACAGAAGGAACCCAGAGCUACGGAGGAUCGGCUUCAACCGAUCGGGUGGAGGUCCAUGGAGCCAGGACGUCUGUGGGUGAAACGCCCGGCGCUGCUGCUCACCUCCACUCCGAGGGUGGAGGAGAUGGAGGAGGACGAAGAGGGAAAAGCGUCUGCCAGCCGUGGCAUGGGCCGAAGAGAGCUGCGAGUUUAGGAGCAGCGGAGCAGACUCUGCUCGGAAGUCCAGGAGGAUGUGGAGGAUCUCGUGUGGAGGAGAGCGAGGAGAACUUUUCCACUGAAACGAGGCAGAGGAACGGCAGAGUGCUCAGGGGGAGAGGGAGAGCCAGCUCCCGCUGUGGUUAUGGAGACCGUGCACAAGCCUUUGGCCAGGGCAUGCCUGCCAACCACGAGAUCUCUGAGAUCCACGUGGCAGGCCAGUCCGAGGACAUGACGGCCAAGGAGAGGCUUCUGUUCUGGUCCAAGCAGAUGACGGACGGCUACGUGGGGGUCCGCUGCGACAACUUCACCACCUCCUGGAGGGACGGCCGGCUCUUUAACGCCAUCAUACACAAAUACAGGCCCGACCUGGUGGACAUGAGUCUGGUGUCGACCCAGUCCAACCGGUCCAAUCUGGAGCAGGCCUUCGAUGCGGCAGAGCAGCUGGGCGUGGCCAGGCUGCUGGACCCCGAGGAUGUUGACGUCCAGUCUCCGGAUGAGAAGUCUGUGAUAACGUACGUCUCCACGUUAUAUGACUCCUUCCCCAAGGUCCCCGACGGUGGUGACGGUAUCAACGCUAACGACGUGGAUAUUAAGUGGGUGGAGUACCAGAACAUGAUCAAGUACCUCAGCCAGUGGAUCAAACACAACGUGACUGUAAUGUCAGACAGAGCAUUCCCCAACAACCCUGUUGAACUCAAGGCACUUUAUACACAGUAUUUACAGUUUAAAGAACAUGAAAUCCCACUGAAGGAGAACGAGAAGACCAAAAUCAACCAUCUUUAUGAGAUGCUUGAGGUGUGGAUCGAGUUUGGCCGUAUCCAGCUUCCCGCCGGCCACCACCCCAACGACAUAGAGAAGGAAUGGGGCAAGCUGAUCGUAGCCAUGUUGGAGAGGGAGAAGAGCCUCCGACCGGAGGUGGAGAGGCUUGAGAUGCUGCAACAGAUCGCCAACCGGGUGCAGCGAGACUGUGUGAACGGCGAAGACAAGCUGUCGCUGGCCAGGACCGCCCUGCAGUCUGACGCUAAACGCCUGGAGGCGGGCAUCCAGUUCCAGAACGAGGCCGAGAUCGCCGGCUACCUCCUGGAGUGUGAGAACACGCUCCGACAACAAGUGAUGGACAUCCAAAUGCUCCUGGACGGGAAGUUCCCCUUCGCCGAUCAACUCGUCCAGAGAGUGUCCAAACUACGGGACGACCUGCUCUCCCUGAGGACCGAGUGCUCGUCCGUGUACAACCAGGGCCGCACGCUGACCGCCGAGCAGACGAAGCGGAUGAUCUCGGGCAUCAGCAACAGCCUCAACUUCGCCCAGAACGCGAACCCGGCCCUGAGCCCGGCCCUCAGCCCGGGCGGAGCCGCCGGAGCAGGGUCCACCUUCACCUCCUCCGGCCUCGGCCCCGCCCUGACCCCCGGGCUGCAGCCGCAGUCCAUGGGGGGCGACGGCGGCGGCGGCGGCAUGGAGCCCAUGUCCCUCCAGCAUCUGAAACACGCGCAGAUCCUCAAGCCCCUGGUUAAGCCGUCGCUGCUGGACACCGACAUGACGGAGGGAGAGGCCAACAUGAACUUUGUGCAGGACCUUCUGAAUUGGGUGGAGGAGAUGCAGGUACAAGUGGACCGCGGGGAGUGGGGCACGGACCUGCCGAGUGUGGAAACGCAAAUAGACGAUUUCAAAAGCGUGCACCAAGCCAUCGAAGAAUUCCAGACGAGUCUGAAGGAAGCCAAGCACAGCGAGUUCCAGAUGACCGUUCCCCUCAAACACCGAUAUUCAGAAAAACUGAGCGACUUAGAGAGCAAUUACGAGAAACUACUGAACUGCUCGAGGAAGAGACAGAGCAACCUGGAGAAGCUGCACGACUUUGUAUCGCGCGCCACCCAGGAGCUCAUCUGGCUCAACGAGAAGGAGGAGGAGGAGGUGGCCUUCGACUGGAGCGACCGGAACGGCAACAUCAACAACAAACGGGACUACCACGCCGACCUGAUGAGGGAGCUGGAGGAGAAGGAGGAGGCCAUCAAGUCGGUGCAGGACAAGGCGGAGAGCCUGAUGCUGGAGCAGCACCCGGCCAGGCCCACGAUAGAGGCCUACCGGGCGGCCAUGCAGACCCAGUGGAACUGGAUCCUUCAGCUCUGCUCCUGCGUGGAACAGCACCUCAAGGAGAACGCCGUCUACUUCGAGUUCUUCGGUGAGGCCAAGGAGUCCCUGGACCGCCUGAAGAACCUCCAGGACGCCAUCCACAGGAAGUACAGCUGCGACCGCACCAGCAGCCUGCACAAGCUGGAGGACCUGGUCCAGGAGUCCAUGGAGGAGAAGGAGCAGCUGCUGCAGUACUCGACCACGGUGGCAGGCCUGGUGGGCCGCGCCAAAACCAUCGUCCAGCUCCGGCCGCGCAACCCUGACAGCCCCGUCAGGAGCUCCAUCCCCGUCAAGGCCAUCUGCGACUACCGCCAGAUCGAGAUCACCAUCUUUAAGGACGACGAGUGCGUCCUGGCCAGUAACGCUCACCGGGCCAAGUGGAAGGUGAUCAACCCGGGGGGCAACGAGGCCAUGGUGCCCUCGGUGUGCUUCACCGUGCCCCCCCCCAACAAGGAGGCCUUGGAGAUGGCCAGCAGGAUCGAGCAGACGUACCAGAACGUUCUGUCUUUGUGGCACCACUCCCACGUCAACAUGAAGAGCGUGGUGUCUUGGCACUACCUCAUGGCCGACAUACGCGCCAUCCGUAACUGGAACGUGGCUUCGGUGAAGACCCUGUUGUCGGGGGCCCACCAGCAGGAGGUGCUCAGCAACCUGGACUCCCACUUCGAGGAGUUCCUGGCGGACAGCGAGGAGUCUGAGGUGUUCACGGUGGCGGACCGCGCCCACUCGGAGCGCGAGGUGGAGGCCUGCAAGCAGUACUACGAGGAGCUGCUCCGCUCGGCUGAGAGAGAGGAGCACGAGGAGUCCCAGUACAACCACUACAUCUCGGAGGUGCGUAACUUCCGCAUGCACCUGGAGGCUCACGAGGAGCACCUGAUCCGCAAGAUCAGAACGCCCCUGGACCGCGACGACCUGGAGCAGAGCCAGCUGCGCAUCAGCGAGCAGGAGAAGAAGAUGAGUGAGCUGGACCAGCUGAAGGGAGACCUUGAGGUGAUGAAGGAGAAGUGCGAGGUGUUCCUCAAGCAGGCGUCCACCUUCCCCUCGCUGCCCACGCUGUCCUCUGAGCUGCUGGUCCUGGUGCAGAACAUGGGCCAGGUCUACUCCAUGUCCUCCAUCUUCAUGGACAAACUGAAGACGGUGAGCUUGGUGGUGGAGAACAGCCAGAGAGCCGACGCCCUGGUCAAGGUCUUCGAGUCCAAACUAUACGAGGAGGACGCGGUCAACUGUGACCUCAAAUCCAUCGAGACGGUCAUCAGCACACUCAAGCAUUGGCGGUCAGAGAUGGACGAGCAGCAGGAGGUGUUCCACGACAUGGAGGACGAGCUGAAGAAGGCGCGCAGCAUCAGCGAGCGCAUGUUCAAGGUCCACAACGAGCGGGACUUUGACCUGGACUGGCACCGCGAGAAGGCCGACCAGCUCAGCGAGAGAUGGCACAGCGUUCACUCCCAGAUCGACAACAGGCUCCGGGAACUGGAAAGUAUCAGCAAGUCUCUGAAAUACUACAAAGACUCGUUCAGCAGUUUGGACGAGUGGGUCAAGGACAUGGAGGCCGCCCAGCUUAAAGCCCAGGAGAACCAACCCGAAGACAGCAAGGCUCUGGCUGAGCUGCUCAACACUCAGAAGGUUCUGGUUGCGGAAAUCGAGCAAAAACAGAGCAGGAUAACAGAAUGCCAGAAGCACUCGGAGCAGUACUCCUCUGCUGUCAAAGAUUACGAGCUUCAGCUGAUGACCUACAGAGCCAUGGUGGACUCCCAGCAUAAAUCUCCGCUGAAGAAACGCAGGAUGCAGAAUUCCUCAGACGCGAUCCAGCAGGAGUUCAUGGAUCUGCGAACGCGCUACACCGCCCUGGUCACGCUCAUGACCCAGUGUGUUAAGUUCGCCAGCGAGACGCUGAGACGGGCCGAGGAGGAGGAGAGAUCGGCUGAUGAGGAGAAGAAGGAACAUGGGGAUAAAGUUAGCAAUCUGUUGCACUGGAUGUCCGAUGUGAAAAAGGGCCUGAGCAAUGGAGGCAAAGAUAUGACCGAUGGUAACGCAAACACAGAAGCCUCUAAUAAGCCCAAGGUUUCCAUCGAGGAGAUGGUCACCAAAAAGGAACAAAUCGCAGAAGCCCUGAGGGCAACUCAAAUGAUGUUGAAUAAACAUAGUGACAAAAUGUCGGAGGAGGAGAGGCAGAAAGCCCAGGAACAGCUGAUGGCUCUCAGCCAGGCCUACUGCGACCUAUCCCAGCAGUGUGCAGAUCAGAUGCCCUCCACAGACCAGGAUUUUGAAGUUGAAACCUGGGACGAGUUCACUGCUCAGAAUGGUCGAAAUGAUCAGGGGGAAAUCGAUUUCCUGCUGGCCUGUCCUCUAAACUCUGGUCUCUAUGGUUCUGAUCUAGAGGUGUGUCCGGAGAUAAACCGUGCCCUGAAACAGGACGCUAGGUAUAACACACCCCCCCACCAAAGCCCUGAUCUGAACAACGAAGGCAAGUCUACCCAGAGUCCUCCACCUCCCUCCACUGUACCCCUGACAGCACAAUCCACACUCAGGGAGGGUGGAGGGAAGGGAUCAGAGCAGCUGCUCAUUAACAGGAUAGGCUUCCAGCACGUAGGAGACGAAUUGAACAUGUGCUGUACUGGUGGUGACGCGGUGACCGUAGAGAGGACUUAUCGGUCAAGCUUGUUCCCCGCUACUGUCAAUACAAACAUUCUCGAGAACCCACAACUGCAAAGGCCUGAGGAGAGUAGUGCAGGGUAUGGGGAAAGGGGGAUCGAGGGUUCACAUUCAUCAUUCACACCGGAGCAUAUUAAGAUGCUGUUUGCGGACGGAAAUACCUCGCCAGAAUUGCUUAUAGGACAGGGUGUGGGGCAGAGUCAGCAGACAGACGUUGGGCUCCUAGAUGGGGGGGGAAUGACGGCGGAUGAAGCUGUCCAGUGUGAUUUGAUGAGACAUAGUACUACACUCAUUGUGCUGGAUAAACAGAAGGGUUUUACAGGACUUUUAAUUCCUAGCUCAGAUGAAAUCACCAUCGUGUCCUCCUGGUCCGAGCACCGACAACUUGACAGUGACUACAGCAGCACGCUGCUCAGAGAUCGGCCAAAGAUAGCAGCUUUUUACAUACCAGAAAACGAUGAAGUGGUAGACAUUGAUUCCGCCACUAAAUUGGGUUUCAUUGACCAUCACACAGCAGAGUUGUUGAAAUCUAUAGAGUUUCCAGCAGCAUUGCCGGAUAUUGAACAGCUCAAUGCAAAAUUUUCCUCCUGGCUCAUGCUAAGGGAACUCACACUCGAUGGCAAUCGUGCCUCAGGCGAUCUAGAGUCAAGCAUUGGACAUCCAAGGACUCCAUCUCCUUCAGAGAUGAGGCAGUUGCUCACCUCAUAUCUCAUGAUGAACAGUUACCUGGACACAAAGUCGGAGCAAAGGCUGGUGGUUCUCGAUAGACGCUUGACAAACAUGGUUCAGCAUUUAGUUGAAGACUUGGCCUUAAGUGAAUCACAGGAACCCAUGUGUUCAUCUGAUGAUUCUGAUGUUUAUGACAUUUCAAGGCAGGGAGGUUACGAGGUGGACAGAGAGAACUAUACAGAGCCAGGGGCGUCGUUGCACAUUGAUGAGGAGGACACAAAUGAUCUGUCGAGAAACAUGCUUGCAUUUGAGUCACAUGCUACAGUCACCUUGGGAAGCGUUGGUAUCUUUGACCAAGCACAAUUCAGUCAUGCAGAGGGAGCUGAAUAUAAUGCAUAUGAGAGCACUUUUUGUGUUUCGAUAGAAUCCGGUUCAUUUGAUAAGGACAACGAUUACACACAUUCUAGUGCAUUUGAUAUGAGGUUAGACGAAACCCAAUUAACACACAUGGAGGUCACCGAAUAUAAUGCUGACGACACAGUGUGUGUUUCUACAGAAUACAUUUCAUAUGAUGAGGACAGAGAUUACACACAUUCUACAGAAUUUGAUAUGAGCUUAGAUGAAACACAGUUAACACAUGUGGAGGUCGCUGAAUAUAGUGCGGACGACAACACAGUGUGUAUUUCUACACAAUACAUUUCAUUUGAAAAGAGCAUCGAUAAUACACAUUCCACUGAAUUUGAAGGUGUAAAUACGCAAUAUUAUUUGGGCACUGAACAAGAAAGAAAUAACUAUGAAGGGUUUGAUAUUCCAAUGCUUUCUGAGACUUCCAACUUCCCCACUUCGUGUUCAGGGAACGUCCUGACUUCUCAUUCACUGUCAAUCAAAAAUAACUCAGAAAGUUAUUCAGCUGCUCUAAAUUCAUCUGAUGAAACACAGUCUGACCUCAAUCCUAACUCACUGUGUAUCAGGUCAGGACAUACAAAUGAUGUAAGCACAGAACCCUCAUGCUUCCAACGAGUGCCAGAAAACACACUGACAGUGACACACAAGAAUACCUAUGCUCUUGAAAAAGCCCAAAUAGAGCAAGGGGACAUAUUAUCACAUACCACAUCUGUGGAUAAUUAUAGCCCAGAGAGACCUGUGUUUAAUGAGCUAGCGUCUGGCUCACUUGUUCUGCAGCUGUCUGGAGAGGAGCAGAGAGCAGACGAGAAAGGCCCAUUGUCAGUCCUCAAACAAUCAGUGCCAAGUGGCUCAGAGUCCUCUUAUGAUGCCUUGCAUAUUAAUGACCCACCGAGCCUUCUGGGUAGUGGGUGUGAUAUAAACUCCAAUUGCCUGGUCACCAUGGGCGGCAAUUUGGCUUUCAAGGAUGUCAGUGAGCGAGUAACUGCGGUCGUGCCUCCCUCGGACCCGACGCCCAGAGCUAUCAUUAACCCUGAGGAAAGUGUCAGUGAUUUCACAUGCAUUCAGCGAAUCCCAGGGCUCAUCAGUGGGCGUGAUCAGGAGAGCUCCUUGCAGCACUUCACUGAGAGCAAGGUGGCCGUGAUGAUGCUUGAUGUCCCUGAUGAGCAGAUCGAUGGGAUGGGUUUAGAGGGUAGAAGUGAACGUGCAGAAUGGAGGUCAGUAGGAAAGGCAGGAGAAAUAAGCCAUCCUCCACAUCCUGUACUCGCCUCAUUCAUUAGUCACGGGCCUGCUGGCACUCAGAUGAGCUCAUCCGUCUCCUGGAAUCAGGUUACAGAAGCCAGUUCGUUUCCUCACAAUGACGGAGCGCUUUCACCCAGGGCAGAUUUGGGCAGGCAGGAAAUGAUCCAUAGCCAGCUCACGCAUACGAUCAAUCAAUAUGAAACCGCGAGCCAAAAUCAUGCUCAACCAACCCAGUCCCCGGUGCCUGAUCAGACCGACAGAGCCUUUGACUGCAGCAUUGAGUCACCGCUGGCACAUGAAUAUACGACUCUGGCCAACCUGUGUUGUGAAGGUGACGGCUCACCUGUCGAUAGAGACUUUCUGACAGACAAGGGCUGUUACGGCCUUCCUGGCAAUCCUACCGUCAGCCCUGUUCAGAGUGACUCGGGCAUGUCCUCAUCGCACAGCGAUGUGUUGUCCGAGGAGAGUAAAACGGAAAAUGUGUCUGUGAGCCUCGCUCAGUCAUCUUUGAUUAGUGAGCACAGUCAGGCUAGGGAUGACGCAUUGCCCAGGGAUGUGUUUGAAAGUGCAGUUAGCUCAUGCACUGCGUCCAGGGGAGAUGAUGAGAGGGAGAUCACAGGAGCCAGCCAUGAAAUUACAUAUCCUGAACAGCCGUUCGGUUCAGAAGGGAAUUGUUCCGUUGAAAUGAAGCCCGCGUCUGCUGUAUUGCAGGCUGGCAUAGGUGAUACAGGAUGCAUUCAAGCAGGUGCCGAUUCUAACAACAGGUUGGAGUCGGAUUUCAUUGCUGCAGACGUAGUCGAAUUUGGCAGGGAUAUUGGCAGUACAAUUUCCUUAGAGGAACAGCACGGCCAAAGUUUGACCAUGACUAAUGAUGGCAUGCCGGUCUGUUUGUCUACUGAUCCAGAUACCAUAGAAACACGUAUGAUUGGACUCAGCGACACGACAAUGAAAAUAGACUGCUGUUCAAACAAAACCAUAAGUGCAGACAUCCACUCUGACCGUCUCCCUAAUGAUAAGCAAACAGGUUCACAAACGGUCAUUUCAGCAGAUGGAAAUAGAUGCAGCGAUUAUACUUUUGCACAGAGUCCCACUUCAUUUUCUGGUGGUUUAUCAGACUCGCCUAUUGUUAUAGGUGAUACAGGAUGCAUUCAAGCAGGUGCCGAUUCUAACAACUGGUUGGAGUCGGAUUUCAUUGCUGCAGAUGUAGUCGAAUUUGGCAGGGAUAUUGGCAGUACAAUUUCCUUAGAGGAACAGCACGGCCAAAGUUUGACCAUGACUAAUGAUGGCAUGCCGGUCUGUUUGUCUACUGAUCCAGAUACCAUAGAAACACAUAUGAUUGGACUCAGCGACACGACAAUGAAAAUAGACUGCUGUUCAAACAAAACCAUAAGUGCAGACAUCCACUCUGACCGUCUCCCUAAUGAUAAGCAAACAGGUUCACAAAUGGUCAUUUCAGCAGAUGGAAAUAGAUGCGGCGAUUAUACUUUUGCACAGAGUCCCGCUUCAUUUUCUGGUGGUUUAUUAGACUCGCCUGCCUUCUCAGACAAAGCUUAUCUUUCUGAUGUUGUGAGGCGUAUUCAUGACAAGCAAGAGGCCUUGGGUGUAGAGGAGGUCCACUUAGAUCCCUUACCUGACAGCACACAGCCUGUUGAAGGUGGUACAGAUGAUGUAACUGCUGAAGCCUUGCUAAAGACUAACACACAGAUUGAUGGGCAGUGUACGCAGCAGGCUAACGUAGACAACGUGGCUGUUGAAGGGGUCAACAUAGAUGCCUUACAAAAGCCUGACACACAACAUGGAGGAGCAGAGGUAGAAGGGGUUAAAGUUGAUGUCUUGCAACAGACUUACACACAACAGGAUGAGAGGGGGGCUGAGCAAGUUAGGGUCAAUGCCUCAGAAGAACCCAACAUAGAGCAUGAAGGCGGGGGUGUAAACAGGUUAAACAUUGACAGGGGUGUAGAAGGGGAGAAUGCAGAUACCUUACACGAACCUAACACAAACCAUGAGGAAAAGCGUGCAGAGCAGAUGCAUGACGACAAAGGGGCUAUGAUGAAUGGAGUUGCUUUACAGAAAGUCAACACGCAACAUGAUGAAGGGGAUACAGAGAGGUUUAAUGUUGAGGAGGGGGUUAUGGAAGAGGGAGGCCGAGAUGCACAGUGUAUUGAGGAUGUCAAUGUAGAUCUGUUAGAGAAACCCGACACAGAACGUGAAGCAGCAGGUGUGAAAGGGUUUAAUGUUGAAAUCUUGCAGGAGACUUACACACCACAUGUUGAAGGGGGUGCAGAAGGGGUUUAUGAAGGUGCCUUGCAAGAACCCAAAAGUCAAUCUGGUCAAGGGGACACAGAACAGGUCAACAUAUCUGAGGGGGCUAUUGACGGGGUUAACAUAGAUGUCUUACCGAAACCUGACCGACAACACCAAGAAGGGGGCAAGGAGAAGGCUGACAUAUCUAUAGACGUGACGGGCCUAGAUGGAAAGUGUAUUGAAGAGGUCACCAUUCAUGCCUUACUAAAGGCAAGCCCACAAAAAGGAGAAGUGGGGAUAGAUGGGGUUAAUCUAGAUGACUCGCAAGAGACUCACACAGGACAUGACGAUGGGCUUACUGAGCAGUUUAAGGUAGAUGCCGUACAAAAGCCCAACGCAUGCUAUGAAGAAGGGGAUGUAAAAGGUGUUAACAGUGAUGGAAAGGGCAUUGAAGGGCAAGAGUUGAAUGUGGAAGUCUUAGGAAAGAACACAACACAACAUGAAGAAAGGGGUCUUAAUGCAGAGUCUAUUGAAGAGGUCCACUUAGAUACCUUAGAAGGUGGAGUCAAAGUUGAUAGGCAAGAGAGUAAAACACUCCAAGAUGAAGAGGGUACAGUAGGGAUUAACAUAGAUGCCUUACAAAAAUCCAGGACACAACUUGUUGAAGGGGGUGUAAAAGAGGGUAACAGUUAUGAAGGGGGAAUCGAAACAGUUAACAUGGAUGAAAGGGCUGUUGAAGAGCUUAUUGUAGAGGCUUCGCUGAGGCCAAACACACCAAUUGAAGAACGGGGUUCAGAGAUGGCGGACACACAACGUGUAAAUGGGGGUGCAGAGGAGUCAGUGGUAGAUGACUUGCGAGACGCCACAACAGAAGAGGACAGAGGUAGUGUCACUGAGGACCAGGACACUAUGACACGGUGGUCAGACAUGGCGUUAACUACUGAAGACGAACCCCUUGACAGCCUUCAAAUCAGUGGCCUAGAGCAUCUUGUAAAAUGGCGCGAUCAACUCGACCUCAGUGCAACCGCACAGGACUUGGGAGACCUAGACAGUGAGACUGAAGAGGAACUCGGUGAGGCCUCUGACAUGACCCAGCCACUUGAUGUGGGAAGCCUCCAAUCCAAACUGCUCCAGGUUCUGCAGAACGUGCCGGAAAGCCAAGAUCAGUCCGUGCUCAAGGGAGUUAUAGAGAGCCUGGUUAUGGGCUCUGACUCCGAGGAAGAGAGAUGGCACACCCUGGAUAGCAUCAAGGAAGAGAGCUCAGAGGAGGAGGAGGAGGAUGGGGAGAGGAUGGAUACCAGUGAAGACCCAAGUCUCCGUCUCAGUACUGAGCUCUGCCAUCCACUGCCUGCCCAGACCUCUUCUGAAGUCCCCUUCGAUGGGGAAGACAAGCAGAACAAUUUGCCCUGCUGCACUCAGGAGUACCUGGAGUGCUUGGGAGGACUGCAGGACCACGCAGACUUUUUAGAUGAUGUCAAAAAUGAACUUUUAUCCCAGUGCUCCUUCAGCAGCAACAUGGAGGAGUUGCAGGACCAGCUCGGAGAUGUGCAGACGAUGAUGUGCAACCUGGCUAAAUUAGAAGUUGUACUCAUGGCGGACUUGGAGAAAGCAAAGGAGCUGUUGGGUUCGGUCGACGGCUACAUUCCCACACAGAUCCGACAGGACUUGGCUUCAUCGCUGAAACAUCUCGGGACCGACUUUACUGCCAUUUCUCAAAUGUGCACAAUAAAAAGUCAAGCUUUAACUCAGGCAAUCGAAUCUGGAAAGUUACAUUUGGAUGGGAUAUACCAGAAACAUCUCAGUAAGUUGGAUAAGCUAAGCGGCUGCCUUCAAGACAACUCUGAGACGUGGGACGCUGGUUUGCUCAACACGUACGAUGUGGAGACGCUGAAACAAAAACUCCAGCAGAACAAGGAAAUGGAAAGCAACUUGCAACAGGGAGUGCGUCUCGUGUUGGAGGACGUGGCCUUCGACGUCCAGUCGUUUGUCUCAGAGAACACCGAGUUCUUGAGCUCGGCUCAGAGCAAACACAUCCUCAAGCUGCUGAGCACCACUCAGCGAGCGUUCAGGGAACAGACAGAGACAGUGGCCGCCCAGAGACAGGCCCUGGAAGGCCUGCUGGACGCCAGGGAGAGAGACACGCAGCAGCAGGUCGUCACAGAAAAACAGAAGGAGUUUGCAAGCAAGUUAGACGAGCUCUGCGACAGCCUCACCCUCACCGAGAACCGUCUGAUGGGCCACCAGCACGAGGCCGGACACGCGGACAGCGUUAGCGACCUGCAGCAGUACCAGCAGGAGCACCAGGCCCUGCAGAAGGACGUGCUGACCAACGCCGGGGCCUUGAACGACGUCAUCAGCAGCACCAAGAAGUUCCUGGAGGAGAACCGGGCCAAGAUGAGCCCGGAGCAGGUGGCCGCGGUGGAGAAGAAGCUGGAGGAGGCCAAGAGCAAGGCCAAGCUCAUCAACCAACGGGCCGAAGAGUCCAGGAAAGACCUGGAGAAGGUGGUGACGACGGCCAUCAAGCAGGAGAGCGAGAAGACGGCGGCAGUGGAACAGCUCGAAGAGAGCAAGAACAAGAUCGAGGGACUGCUGGGCUGGAUCUCUAACAUCGGGAACGAGAAGGAGGCCGGAACGGGAUCCCCCGGCGACGUGAGCAAGGAGAACGGGAACCUCCCCGAGGAGACGUCCGCGGCAGGGGCGCCGGGAGAGGAGGAGGAGAAAGAGGACGACGCCAAUGGCAACGGCCCAGAUACCGCUGAGACCGACUCAGUGAGCCGGACCAAUGAGAAGAACGCCUCACUGGAUAUUGACAAGCAGUAUGACCGUGUCAAGGCGCGGCACCAGGAGAUCCUGUCCCAGCAGCAGGAGCUGAUCAUGGCCACGCAGUCGGCCCAGGCCCUGCUGGACAAGCAGGCCCAGGUGCUGGCUCCGGAGGAGCAGGAGAAGCUGCAGCGGGACGUCCAGGAGCUGCGGGCCCGCUACGACGCCUCCCUCACCCAGGCCGAGCAGCAGAUGAAGCAGGUGCAGAGCGUCCAGGAGGAGCUCGGGAAGUUCCAGGGCGACAGCGUGGAGUUCGAGGCGUGGCUGGACCAGGCGGAGGCGGAGAUGGAGGAGCUGUGCGCUCCGGGCGACGGCCUGGACGUCCUCGCCCAGAAGCUCCAGCGGCAGAAGAGCUUCUCGGAGGACGUGAUCUCCCACAAGGGGGACCUCCGCUUCAUCACCAUCUCGGGGCAGAAGGUUCUGGACGUGGCCAAGGCCUGCAGCUCGGCGGACGCCAUGGAUAAGGGCUCCCAGCUCGCGGUGGAUACCUCCGGAUCCUGCGCUUCAGUCAAGAAGAAGCUGGACUCUGCAGCCGGCCGCUACAAAGCAUUAUAUACUCAGUGCAACAGUUUGGCCAGCAACCUGAAGGACGUGGUGGACAAGUACACCAAGUAUGAAGACUCAUCCGCCGAGUUGGUGAAGUGGCUGAACAGCUCAGAGGAGGAGGCCAGAAGACAGCAGUCUGAGGCCAUCGCUGCCGACCCCCAGACGCUGCAGAUACAACUGGAAGACACCAAGUCACUGCAGGGACAGAUGACGGGCCGGCAGACCGCGGUCGAAACACUCCGCAAAACGUCCGACUCUCUGAUCUCGUGCGAGGGCGACCUCCUCAGCCACCCGGAGGCCAUCCAGGAGAUCGUGGAUGACAUCGCUGAGCGCUACGACAACCUGUCCAAGUCGGUGAGCGACCGCAACGAGAAGCUGCAGAUCACGCUGACCCGGUCCAUGAGCGUGCAGGACGGCCUGGACGAGAUGAUGGGCUGGAUGCAGGGGCUGGAGGACAGCGUGAGGGAGAAGGGGUCCGUCCCGCUGGACUCCCCGGCCUUGGGGUCCCUCCUCAGCAAAGAGGCAGCGCUGGGCCAGGACAUUGCCAGCCGCCAGAGCAGCAUCUCCGCCAUCAAGGCCAAGGUGGAGAAGUUCGCCGAGACGGCCGACGCCAGCGCCGCGGCUCCGCUGCAGUCCAAGAUGGAGUCUCUCUCCCGCCGCCUCGCCGACACCUGCGACUCCCACAACCUGAAGGUGUCGGGCCUGGAGGAGGUCAAGGACAAGGUGGAGCGCUUCGAGAAGACGGCCGAGGAGGUGCAGCAGUUUGUGCAGAAGCGGUCGCAGGAGCUGCGCGAGACGGACGGCCCGGGGAAAAGCUUCAAGGAGCUGUCGCAGCUCGUGAAGGACACCACGGCUGAGAUGGCCGAACACAGCAAGGACCUGGACAUGCUGAAGAGCCUGUCCAAGGAGCUCUGCCCCAUCAACCCCGAGGCGAGCAAGGCCCAGAUCCAGGGCCGGCUGGACAGCCUCGCCAGUGACUACAGCACCCUGAAGGACAUCGUGAAGGAGAAGGAAGAGGAGGUGUCCUCCUGCCAGGAUCAGCUGGCGGCGUUCCGGACUGCGGCGGGGGCUCUUACCUCCUGGCUGGAGGAGACGGACCGGAAGGUUCCGACCCUUCAGCCCGGCAGCGGCGGGACACAGAGCCUGGAGAAGGACCUGCUCAGCCUCAACGGCUUACUGGAGGAAUGGACGGCCAAGGGCCCCGCAGUGCAGGAACUAAACAGCCAGGGUGCCGCCCUGUGCACACACAUCAGCGCCCUCACAUCCCCGGCCAAGAAAAACGGGGCCAAUAAGUCAGCUGUUACUAACGGUGGUGGUCCGGCCGGGAGUCAUGCCUACCUUACCAAUAAAGACCUCAUGGUGAUCCAGCAGAACAUGUCCUACGUCAGCGAGGGCUACACCACCCUCGAGGGCAGGCUGAGGAGCUCAGCGGCCCAGCUCAGCGAGCUGCUGGAGGGGGUGAAGGAGACCCAGAAGGAGGCGGACCUCAUGGUGGCCUGGCUGGGGGACAUGAAGCACAAGGCGGCCUCCGGGAACUCUGAAGCCGGGGAGAAGGGCUCGGUGAAAGCGCAGCUGGAGCAGCAGAAGGAGUUUGAAGCCGACAUGAAGCAAAAGCAGGAGAAGCUCCAGCAGCUGAGACAGAAGCUCCUCCACCUGCUGGAGACCCACCCGGAUUCUCCCGAGGCGGCGACCUGGAAACAGAUGCUGGCAGAGAUAGACGCCGCCUGGGAUGAGGUCACUUCCUGCGCGGAGGAGAGGAAGCAGCACCUGGAGCGCUCCAGCCGGAACCUGGAGGCCUUCCACACGGCGGAGCCCCAGCUGCGGCAGUGGCUCUCGGAGAAGGAGCUGAUGAUGACCGUGCUGGGGCCGCUCUCCGUCGACCUCAACAUGCUGAAGAUGCAGAAGCAGCAAGUCCAGAUCCUCCAGAACGAGUUUGAGAGUCGUAAGCCCCAGUACGAGGAGCUCCACAAGGCCGCCGCCGCCAUCCUGGACCCCACCUCCUCCACCUCCCCCACCUCCCCCUCCUCCUCGUCCUCAGAGGUCCAGGCGGUCACGGAGCAGCUGGCGGGUGUCACCCAGAAGUGGGAGGACGUGACGGGCCAGCUGGGCAGCCGGGCCGGCCUCAUCGACCAGGCGGCGCUGAAGACGGGCCAGCUCCAGGAGCUCCUGAAGGGCCUGGGCGCGGCCAGCGGCCGGCUGGACGCCCAGCUCAGCGGGGAGCAGGGCCAGCAGCACAGCACCCAGCCCGACGCCGUGAAGAAGCAGCUGGAGCAGGUGCACUCCAUCUCGGCCCAGCUCCGGGAGGAGAGGCGCAGGCUGAAGGAGGCGGAGGCGGUGGCGACCGAGCUCACCGCCAUGGUGACGGAGGACUACCUGAAGGCCGACCUGGCCCGGCAGCUGGAGAGCGUCAGCAAGCCCUUCAAACAGCUGGAGGAGAAAGCAGCCAAGCGCGCCCAGCAGCUGGCCUCCACCUUCGACAGCUCCCAGCAGUUCCACCGCGCCUCGGAGGAGUUCCAGACCUGGCUGGACGAGAGGCUCCGCGAGGAGGCCUCCCCAAGGCCCGUCUCGGCCCAGGUGGAGCCCCUCCAGCGCAGCCUGACGGAGCACGAGGCCCUGCGGCGGGCCCUGAGCGACCACGAGCGGCCCUACGCCACCAUCGCCGGCGAGGGCGAGGCGCUGCUGCAGGACACGGACGGCGCGGAGAAGCUGGCGCUGCAGGGCCAGCUCGCCACCCUCUCCUCCAACUGGGAGGCGGUGAAGAAGGGCUCGGCCGACCGCGGCGAGGCCCUAGCGACCGCGCUGCAGCGCGCCGUGAGGUACCGCGACCAGGCGGAGAAGCUGAGCGCCUGGGCGGAGGAGUGCGAGGCCAGCCGGGACCGCGUGCAGACGGCCGUGGACCCCGUGGCCCUGGAGAGCUCCCUCUCGCAGCUCAAAGCCCUGCAGAAGGACGUGGACAAGCACCGCGGGGCGGUGGAGCAGCUCAACGCGGCGGCGGACAGCCUGCUAGAGGCGGCCAACGCCGACACCGACGGCGUCAAGGAGGAGCGGGCGGCCCUCGGCGAGAGGGUGGACAAGCUGGCGGAGGGGCUGCAGAGCAAGAGGGAGUCGCUGGAGAAGACCUCGCAGACGCUGAAGGACUUCAACGACACCCGGAAGGAGGCCAAGAGCCAGAUAGAGAGGGCCCAGAAGCAGGUGGAGGCCUACGAGUCGCUGGGGGCGCAGGCCCACAGCACCAAGACCCUGACCAACAUGAAGGCCCAGCAGAAGAGCCUGGAGGCGGUGCAGAGCCAGCUGGAGCAGCUGAAGAACCUGGCCAAGGACCUGGUGGUGGACGUCCCCGACGCCGACGGCGUGACGGACCUCCUGCUGCAGGCCGACGGCCUGGAGAAGGACUACGGCUCCCUGAACAAGAAGGUGGAGGAGACCUGCUCCACGCUGGAGGGCAAGCUGCAGGGCAUCGGUCAGUUCCAGAACGACAUCCGGGAGAUGUACGGCGAGUUCACCGACCUGGACGACGAGCUGGACGGCAUGGAGCCCGUCGCCCUGGACCUGGCCGCUCUGAAGGACCAGCAGGAGGGCAUCCAGGGCUUCACCACCAAGCUGCGGGAGGUGACGGCCAACACGGUCAACGCCGGGGAGAACUGCAGGAAGAUGCUGGAGACGGAGUCGUCGCCGGAGCUCUUCGGCCUGAAGAGAGAUGUGGACGCUCUCAGCAAGCAGUGCGGCAAACUGCUGGACCGGGCGAGGGGCCGGGAGGAGCAGGUCGUGGAGGCGCGCCGACACCUGGAGGAGCUCCACUCCAAGCUGCGGCGCAGCGGGGAGAAGCUGAGCCGCGCCGUGGCGACGGAAGAGGCCCAGGGGGUGGUUGCCGUGGAGACGGAGGUCAUCAACCAGCAGCUGGAGGCCUUUAAGGUGUUCGAGAAGGAGGAGAUCGAGCCUCUGCAGACGGAGCUCCAGGACAUCAACUCCCUGGGCCAGGCCCUGAUCCAGGGCGCCGCCAAGGCCUCCAGCACUCAGGGUCUGGAAGACGAGCUGGACAGCAUCAACGCCAAGUGGAACACGCUCAACAAGAAGGUCGCCGAGCGGUCGGCCCAGCUCCACGAAGCCCUGCUGCAUUGUGGGAGAUUCCAGGACGCCCUGGAGUCGUUGCUAAGCUGGCUGACCGACACAGAGGAGCUGGUGGCCAAUCAGAAGGCUCCGUCCGCCGAGUUCAAAGUGGUCAAGGCGCAGAUCCAGGAACAGAAGCUCCUCCAGAGACUGCUGGACGACCGCAAGCCCACGGUGGAGCUGAUCAAGAAGGAGGGGGGCAAGGUGGCGGAGCUGGCAGAGUCUGUGGACCGGGACAAGGUGGCCAGGGAGAUGGAGGGCCUCGGGCAGAGGUGGGACACGCUGCUCAAGAAGGCUGAGAACAGACACAAGCAGCUAGAGAGCAUCCUGGUCGUCACACAGAAGUUCCACGAAACCCUGGAGCCCCUCUCUGAUUGGCUGCAGGCUACAGAGAAGCACCUGGCCAACUCUGAACCCAUUGGCACCGAGUCGUCCAAACUGGAGAAGCAGAUCUCCCAGCAAAAGGCCUUAGAGGAGGAGAUCCUCAGCCACAGCCGCGACCUGUGCCAGGCGCUCAGCCUGGGCCAGAUGCUGCGGGGCGCAGUGAGCGCGGUGGACGACGUGGACCUGGUGCAGGUGCGGCUGGACGCCACGCAGGCGUCCUACAUCGAGCUCCAGGAGCGCUGCCGCCGCCGCGCGGACACGCUGCGCCAGGCGCUGGCCAACGCCCGCCUGUUCGGCGAGGACGAGGUGGCGCUCAUGAACUGGCUGAGCGAGGCCCACGGCCGGCUCAGCGAGGCGGGCGUUCAGGACCCCCGGCCGGACGCGCUGGAGGAACAGCUGGCGGAGCAACGGGCUCUCCAGGAGGACAUUAAGCUGAGGCGGCAGAACGUAGACCAGGCCAUCGCCAACGGCAUGGAGCUGCUGAAGCAGACCACCGGGGACGAGGUGGUCGCCAUCCAGGGCAAACUGGACGGGAUCAAGACCAAGUACGCUGAGAUCGACACCAUGAGCCGGGGCGUGUGUGACAACCUGCAGAGGGUGCUGGGCCUGUCCACCGAGCUGCAGGGCACCCACCAGGAGCUGGACUCCUGGCUGGGGGGGGUGGAGGCCGAGGUCAGCUCCUUCGCCGGCCUGAAGCCCGUCGGAGAGGAGCUCACCCAGGCCCAGGACAGACAGAAGGCCCUGCUGAAGGAGGCCAAGGAACGGAAGCCCCUGGUGGACAAACUGAACGAGCUGAGCGGCUCGCUGCUCGACCUGGUUCCCUGGCACGCCCGCGAGGGCCUGGACAAGCUGGUCACCGCCGACAACGAACGCUACCGGGCCCUCAGCGACGCGGUGACCCAGCACGUCGACCGGAUCAACGCAGACAUGCUCAAGUCCCAGCAGUUCGGAGACGCGGCGGACGCUGAGCUGGCCUGGCUCAGCGAGGCCCAGGACCGGCUGCAGUCAAUGGGGGAGAUCCGGCUGGAGCAGGAUCAGACCCUCGCCCAGCUCCAGGCUCAGAAGGUGUUUUCCAUGGACAUCAUGAGGCACAAAGACAGCGUCGACGAGCUGGUGAAGACGGGCAAGGCCAUCAUGGACAGCAAGAGCCCCGAGGAGAAGGAAGUCCUCCAGGCUAAGAGUCAGGCGCUGGUGGAGAGGUACGCGGCGGUCUGCCAGCUGAACUCGGAGCGCUGUCUGCAGCUGGAGCGCGCCCAGUCCCUGGCCGGCCAGUUCUGGGAGACCUACGAGGAGCUGUGCCCCUGGCUCCAGGACACGCUGGCCGCCUUCAGCCAGCUGCACCUCCCCGCCAUCGAGUACGAGACCCUGAGGCGGCAGCAGGAGGAGCUGAGGCAAAUGCGAGAGCUGAUCGCCGAGCACAAGCCCCACAUCGACAAGAUGAACAAGACGGGACCCCAGCUGCUGGAGCUCAGCCCCCUGGAGGGGGAGCCCAUCAGGGAGAAGUACACGGCCACCGACCGGCUGUACGCCAAGCUGAAGGCCGACGUCACGCAGAGAGCCGCCACCCUGGACGAGGCCAUCUCCAAGUCCACUCAGUUCCACGACAAGAUCGACCCGAUGCUGGAGUCCCUGGAGCGGAUGUCGGAGCGGCUGCGCCAGCCCCCCUCCAUCUCGGUGGAGGUGGAGAAGAUCCGCGAGCAGCUGACGGAGAACAAGGCGGGGUCCAUGGACCUGGAGAAGCUGCAGCCGUCCUACGAGAUGCUGAGGCAGCGCGGCGAGGAGAUGAUCGCCCGAUCGGAAGGCGCUGACAAGGACCUCUCUGCCAAAGCGGUCCAAGACAAACUGGACCAGAUGGUGUUCCUGUGGCAGGACAUCCAGGCCCUGCAGGAGGAGCGCGAGGCCAAGCUGCUGGACGUGAUGGACCUGGCCGACAAGUUCUGGUGCGAGCACUGUGCCCUCCUCAUCACCACCAAGGACAGCCAGGACCUGCUGAAGGAGCUUGAGGAGCCGGGGGUGGACCCCUCCGUGGUCAAACAGCAGCUGGAGUUUGUGGAGGGAUUCAAGGAGGAGAUCGACGGCCUUCAAGAGGAGCUGGAAGUGGUCCAGAACCUCGGCACAGAACUCAUGACCGCCUGCGGAGAACCGGACAAACCCAUCAUGAAGAAAAGCCUCGAUGAGGUCAACUUGGCCUGGGAGAACCUGGAUAAGACCUGGAAGGAGAGGGUGGAGAGGUUGGAGGAGGCCAUGCAGGCCGCAGUGCAGUUCCAGGAUGGCCUACAGGGCAUGUUCGACUGGGUGGACAUCCUGGAGAGCAAGCUGGACUCCAUGCCCCCCGUGGGCACCGACGUGGACACGGUGAAGCAGCAACUCGCCGACCUCAAGGAGUACAAGGGGGAGGCGUACCAGCUGCAGAUCGAGCUGGAGCGCCUGAACCACGCGGCGGGCCUGCUGCUGAAGAAGGUGACGGACGAGGCAGACCGCAGCGCCAUCCAGGAGCCAAUGGCCGAGCUCAAGAUGCUCUGGGACAACCUGGACGAGAAGAUCAUCAACCGACAGCACAAGCUGGAGGGGGGGCUGCUGGCCCUGGGUCAGUUCCAGCACGCGCUGGACGAGCUGCUGGCCUGGAUGUCCCACACGGACGAGCUCCUGGGGGAGCAGAGGAAGGCCGGGGGGGACCCCAAGGCCAUCGAGAUCGAGCUCGCCAAGCACCACGUCCUGGAGAACGACGUGCUGGCCCACAAGACGACGGUGGAGACGGUGCAGCGGGCGGGCGGGGAGUUGGUUCAGUCCAGUGCGGGGGAGGAGGCCUCGGCGCUGCAGACCCGGCUGGACCACCUCAACCAGCGCUGGACCGUCAUCCUGGAGAGGACCGGCCUGAGGAGGCAGCAGCUGGAGAGCUCUCUGCUUCAGGCCCAGGGUUUCCAUGGCGAGAUCGAAGAUAUGCAGCAGUGGCUGAAAGACACGGAGCGUCAGCUGUUGGCAUCAAAGGCGGUGGGAGGCUUACCAGACACGGCUCGGGAACAGCUUAGCGUCCAUCUGGAGCUGUGCGCCGCCCUGGAGGCGAAGGAGGAGCUGUACGGCACGCUGGUCACCAAAGGUCAGCAGCUGCUGACCCUGAGCCCCGAGGGGCUGGACAGCAACACGGAGCAGGACCUGGCCAACCUCCGGGACAAGUGGGGGGCCGUGCGGACCAAGGUGGCCGAGAGAAAGGUGAAACUGGAGGAAGCCCUGACGGUGGCGACGGACUUCCACGACUCCCUGCAGGACUUCAUCAACUGGCUGACGCAGGCGGAGCAGACCCUCACCAUGGUGUCCCCAGCCUCGCUCAUCAUGGACACCGUCAUGUUCCAGAUCGACGAGCACAAGAUGUUCGUGACGGAGGUGAACGGCCACCGGGACCACAUCAUCGAGCUGGACAAGACGGGGACGCACCUCAAGUACUUCAGCCAGAAGCAGGACGUGGUGCUGAUCAAGAACCUGCUGGUUAGCGUGCAGGCCCGCUGGGAGAAGCUGCUGCAGCGCUCGGUGGAGCGCGGCCGCAUGCUGGACGACGCCCGCAAGAGAGCCAAGCAGUUCCACGAGACGUGGACCAAGCUGAUGGACUGGCUGGAGGAGUCUGAGAAGUCCCUGGACUCGGAGGUGGAGAUCGCCAACGACCCCGACCGCAUCAAGGCCCAGCUGGCCCAGCACAAGGAGUUCCAGAAGGCGGUGGGCAGCAAGCACGCGGUGUACGACACCACGGCGCGCACGGGCCGCGCGCUGAAGGACAAGACGGGCCUGAAGGACGACAAGCAGAAGCUGGACGACAUGCUGAGCGAGCUCCGGGACAAGUGGGACACCGUGUGCGGCAAGUCGGUGGAACGGCAGAACAAGCUGGAGGAGGCGCUGCUGAUCUCAGGUCAGUUCACGGAGGCCCUGCAGGCGCUCAUCGACUGGCUGUACAAGGUGGAGCCCCAGAUGGCUGAGGACCAGCCGGUCCACGGGGACAUAGACCUGGUGCUCAACCUGAUCGACAACCACAAGGUGUUCCAGAAGGAGCUGGGCAAGCGCACGGUGAGCGUGGCGGCCCUGAAGCGUUCGGCGCGGGAGCUGCUGGACAGUAGCCAUGACGACCCCACCUGGGUGCGCGCCCAGAUGGGGGAGCUGGGCGGCCGUUGGGACACGGUGUGCACGCUGUCCGUGUCCAAGCAGAGCCGGCUGGAGCAGGCCCUCGGACAGGCGGAGGAGUUCCACUCCACCGUUCACAUUCUGCUGGAGUGGCUGGCUGAGGCCGAACAGAGCCUGCGUUUCCAUGGCAGCCUGCCUGAUGACGAGGACGCCCUCCGCGCGCUGAUAGAGCAACACGAGGGCUUCAUGAAGAAGCUGGAGGAGAAGAGGGCGGCUCUGAACAAGGCCACCAGCCUGGGAGAGGACAUCCUGACCAUCUGCCACCCGGACUCCAUCACCACCAUCAAGCACUGGAACACCAUCAUCAAGGCCCGCUUCGAAGAGGUCCAGGCCUGGGCGCGGCAGCACCAGCAGCGUCUGGCCACAGCGCUGGAGGAGCAGCAGGCCACGGCGGAGCUGCUGAAGGGCCUGCUGACCUGGCUGCAGUGGGCCGAGAGCAGCCUGGACGCCAAGGACAAGGAGGCGCUGCCCCAGGAGCUGGAGGAGGUGAAGGGCCUCAUCGCCCAGCACCAGACCUUCAUGGAGGAAAUGACCAGGAAGCAACCAGAUGUUGACAUCAUCACCAAGACACACAAACGCAAGAAUGCUGCAGAGCCGGCCGUCCAGUCCCAGAUCCCCGUGCUGGAGAAGGGAAGACCAGGCCGGAAGCGCUCUCCCACGCAGGCCUUGUACCAGGCGGCCAGCCAGACGCCCCUCGAGACCAAGAACCCGCAGGUCAACCUGCUGGUCAGCAAGUGGCAGCAGGUGUGGCUGCUGGCGCUGGACCGCAGGAGGAAGCUGAACGACGCCCUGGACCGGCUGGAGGAGCUGAAGGAGUUUGACAACUUUGACUUUGACGUGUGGAGGAAGAAGUACAUGCGCUGGAUGAACCACAAGAAGUCGCGCGUCAUGGACUUCUUCAGACGCAUCGACAAGGACCAGGACGGCAAGGUGACCCGCGAGGAGUUCAUCGAGGGCAUCCUCUCCUCCAGAUUCCCGACCAGUCGUCUGGAGAUGAGCGCGGUGGCGGACAUCUUCGACCGCGACGGUGACGGCUUCAUCGACUACUACGAGUUUGUGGCGGCGCUGCACCCCAACAAGGAGGCGUACAAACCGCUAACGGACGCCGACAAGAUCGAGGACGAGGUCACGCGCCAAGUUGCGAAAUGUAAAUGUCCUAAGAGAUUCCAAGUGGAACAAAUCGGAGCGAACAAAUAUCGGUUCUACCUUGGAAAUCAGUUCGGAGACUCCCAGCAGCUCCGUCUGGUGCGGAUCCUGCGCAGCACGGUGAUGGUGCGGGUCGGCGGCGGCUGGAUGGCCCUGGACGAGUUCCUGGUGAAGAACGACCCCUGCCGCGUGCAUCACCACGGCAGCAAAAUGCUGCGCUCGGAAUCAAACUCCUCCAUAACUCAGUCUCCUUUAGGUUGGCAAAUCUCAAACUUACUCACCGUGCUCCAUGAUCCCAAUAGCGCUAAAGGACGCACCAACCUGGAGCUCCGGGAGAAGUUCAUCCUCCCCGAGGGGACCACCCAGAUCAUGGCCAGCUUCCGCUACCGCGGCCGUCGCUCGUCCAGGCCCUCGUCCCGCGCCGCCUCGCCCAACCGCUCCACCUCCAGCCACAGCUGCCCCGCGCCGGCCCCCAACGCCACCCCGGUCACCACGGUGACCAGCGGGACCCCCAAGAACUCCCAAGCCAUUGUCCGCAAUUACGAUAAGCCCUGGCUUGUCAACAGCAAGCCCUCGUCUCCUCUUAAGUCUUCAGACGGCUGUGGUAGCCCUGGCUCGUCGUCAGAGGGCACGCCAGUACAGGGCAGCAAACUACGUCUCCCAGGUUACCUUUCUGGGAAAGGCUUCCAGUCAGGCGAGGAGGGGACCUUGAUAAACAACGCUGUACUCAAGGCACGCGCGCAAGCCAUGGGCGAGAGGAAGAACCCCUCCCAGCCAGGCAGUCGAGGCAGCAGCCGGCGAGGCAGCGACGCGUCCGACUUCGACAUCUCCGACAUCCAAUCGGUGUGCUCCGACGCCUCGGAGAACGUGGGCGAACACGGAAGACCCUCCCCCCGCGGCUCGGCCGCCCGUCAGCACGGCGGGAAGCCCUCCAAGAUCCCCACGCCCAAGAGGAGAGCCACGCCCACGAGCAAACUGGCCAAGGGAUCCAAGCGAUAGCUCCAAGCCUUGACCCACCUCGCCCCUCGACCCUUGACCCCUCACCCCCCCGCCACCACCCCUUCCAGGAAGCCGUUGGCUCCGAGCGGUGUGCAAUAGACACUGGAAAGAAAACAUGAACUCAGAAAAAAAGAAGACGAAGGACUGCGAAACGGUGUUAGUGUUAUUUAAAUUGCUGCAAAGAUGUAAAAUAUUCCAUUAAGAGGCGAUGUGGUUUUAAUUUUAACGUGCGAAUGGAAUGUCAAUGGCCUUGUGGAUGUGUCUUAAUGUAUUUUAUUUUUGUGAAUAAUGUCGAUUUUAGUUUUUACCGUUUUAAUUUUAUUAACGCUAAAACCUGUAGUGGUUUGAAAUACGACUUUUGAAAGAAAAAAUCGUUGAACUGGGUGGGUGUAGCCUAACAGUUGUACUAAGCUAUCGAAUGGCAUAAUAACAUCAAGACUGUUCUCUGAGAGAGUUGAUGAAUGUACUGUUUAUUUAUUCGUGGUGAUUUUGCGGAAAAAGGUGUUUGCGUGAGACACACUAAUUAUGUAUUUAAAUUGCGAUGUUGUACUGCCAGCGCUGCAUAUUACAGGGCAAUCCAAUAUACCACAACAUACCACGGCGCACCCUGCAUAGGAAGAGCUCGAGUCAACGCAGGAAAACCUCUCCAAUCAUGUAGCUUGUAACUCCUAUUAAUCUCAGCCAAUGCUAAACCGGUUUCAAUCGAUGGGUUCCCGCAUGGAGGCCUAUAGAGUAUAGCCCUGUAGAGUAGCUCCUCGCAGCGCGUGGCCUUCUGUUUCCGCUCUGGUUCAGUAGAGAUGUCAUGGUUACUGUAACAUAUUUGUAAUAAACCACCCGCCUGCUGAACGCUGA